AUGUCUGACGACUGGAACUCCGUUACCAAGAUUGGUAGCCGUACCCGUGGUGGCGCUGCUGGGCCGCGCGAGACUGUCGUCAAGGGCAAGUCUGCGCUGAAUGCUGCCCAACGAGCCGGCGGCAUCAUUGCCACAGAGAAGAAGUACGCUUCUGCCAAUACCGGCACUGCCUCUGCUAGUCAAGAAGGCCAGCGUCUCACCAAAGUCGACCGCUCCGACGACAUCGUCAAGCCCAAGACGGUCGGCAUCGUCGUUGGUCAAGCCAUCUCCAAAGCGCGCUCCGAAGCCAAGAACGACAAGGGAACCACAAUGACACAAAAGGAUCUCGCCACAAAGUGCAACUCAACGCCCACAAUCAUUGCCGACUUCGAGCGUGGCACUGCGGCACCCGACCAGAAACUGCUCGCGAACAUGGAGCGCGUGCUCAAUGUUAUCCUCCGCGGCGACAAGAUUGGACAACCGAAGUUUCCUAACAAGAAGAAGUGA
Plenodomus lingam JN3 is the source of this 486-nucleotide messenger RNA. It is a transcript of the gene MBF1, whose product is annotated as multiprotein-bridging factor 1. Gene Ontology annotation, molecular function: DNA binding. The record is from RefSeq and is a predicted model, not a curated record. Gene Ontology annotation, cellular component: nucleus. Lineage: Eukaryota; Fungi; Ascomycota; Dothideomycetes; Pleosporales; Leptosphaeriaceae.